This is a messenger RNA of Anopheles arabiensis, 727 nucleotides long. RefSeq lists its product as uncharacterized. Bases 87 to 680 code for a protein of 197 amino acids. NCBI's taxonomy places the organism in Eukaryota, Metazoa, Arthropoda, Insecta, Diptera, Culicidae. The record is from RefSeq and is a predicted model, not a curated record. The transcript is spliced from 2 exons.
AAACAUGCAAACCACAAUGCACUAUUUAAUAUCGACAAGCAAGGGCACCUGUUGCAGUCUGCUGUAAAAACGUGCCGUGUACCAACAUGACCAACGCACCGACCUAUAUUAUAAUGCGCACGCUGCGGUGUUCCAUUCUGCUCUUACUGCCGAUGAUGCUAGUGCAUCUGUCCACCGGCGGUCCCGUAUCCGUCAUGUACGAGCGGGUGGAACAGCUCGAAGGGUUCAACUUUAUGGAUAGCCGAAAAAUGCUCAUCCGAAAGUACAACCGGACGGUCACCAUACUGAACGGCACGUUGGAUUUGUAUCACGAUAUUGAUGACGAUUAUUCCUUUACCAUCGAGCUAGCGUACAGUACGCUAGGCAACAAUCAGUUCAUUCGAUCGCCGUUUCGCAUCCCGCUGCAAAAGAUGUGCCAGUUUCUCAACACUACGUACCGGGACUAUCGGGAGUUUUACCGCAACAUGACCAACUUUCCCGAUGCGGGCACGUGCCCGGCGGAGAAGAAGCAGUACUACAUCAAAAAUAAGGUGCUGGAUGCGAAGAUAUUCAACGACUACUUCCAGGCGGGCCUGUGGAAACUUACGAUCCUGCUGUACGAGAAGAGCGAUUUGCAGGUGUCCGUAGAGACUGUGGAGAUGCUUUUUCGCGUUUCUCGCGAAGGACUGUUUAACCGUUAGUUUACAAAGAAGAUAGAAUAUAGAUACACACAUAUGGAGUUAUUUUU